GUAUAUUUUAUACUUUUGUUCAUUUCUUUCCUUGCUUCUCCAUCACUUGGUCCCAAACCAAAACAAGCAAAUAGAAAACCACGCAUAUACUUAUAGAGAGGAAAAAGAGAGAUCGAGCUAACUUUCAUGGCUGUUGAAGCUCGGCAUCUAAAUCUCUUUCCUCCCCAAUUCAUACGAAACAGGGAAAUUAUGAGCGCCAUUGAAGGCCGCGCGAACAUCUACAGCUACUGCGCGACUCCGAUCGGAAACGCAGUGCCCGAUCCAUUAUCAGGAACAUCCACGACGGAGACUCUGCAGCUUCCUAUGUACACCUCUGCCAUUGCCAAGACUGCCGAUAGCGGUCUCACGGCCUACACUACUACUCUUCCGGUUUCGAGAAAGCGUUCGAGAGAUUCAACCAAUCCAUUCAUGAUCUCCUUUCCCGACGGUCAGAAUCAAAACAAUGAUCACAACAACCACUCCGUCUCUCACACUUUCGUCGGCGAGGAUAUUUCGUUACAGAUCCAACACCAGCAACUAGAGAUCGAUCAUCUCCUCACUCAACAUACGGAGAAAUUGAGAAUGGAGAUUGAAGAGCGGGGAAAGAGGAAUUUGAGGAGGAUUAUGGCGGCAUUGGAGGAAGGGAUGGGGAAGAGAUUGAGAGCGAAGGAGGAAGAGAUAGAGAAGAUGGGGAAGUUGAAUUGGGCGCUUGAAGAGAGCGUGAAGUCGCUGUACAUGGAAAACCAGAUGUGGAGAGACUUGGCUCACUCCAACGAAGCCACCGCCAAUUCUUUGAGGACGAACCUCGAGCAUGUGCUGCGCUACCAAAACCACCACCUCGGCGGCGCAGGUCUGGACGAGUCGGCCGCUCCGACGGACUAUGCUCAGUCGUGCUGCGGCAGCAACUACAAUGGCGGCGGCGGCGGUGGUGAUGAGGAGGAGGAGGAUGGGCGUACGUUAGCAGGUAGUGGAUGUGAUGGUGGUAUGGUGGACAGGAAGAGAUGGUGCAGGAAGUGCGGGAAGGAAGAGUCGUGCGUGUUGGUGUUGCCAUGCAGGCACCUGUGUCUGUGCACUGUUUGUGGGUCGUCGGUCCAAACUUGCCCCAUUUGUAAUUCCAACAAUAACGCCACUGUGCACGUUAACAUGUCUCCCUCUUGACAGAUUGAUGAGAAACAUUUUGGAAAAAAAAAAAAAAAAAUAGUGUAUGCCCUGCCAACAAUGUAGUGUUGGUAAUUUUUUUUUUUUUGGUUCAAUGAACACUUAUUAUUGUUUUAGAGUAAGUUUCACUUACCUUGCAUGAAAUUUGUUAAUAUGUUAAUAUUUUACAUAGAUUUCUUUGUGAUUUCAUAGUUUCAUUUA
Cornus florida is the source of this 1338-nucleotide messenger RNA. Its product is annotated as probable BOI-related E3 ubiquitin-protein ligase 2. Gene Ontology annotation, molecular function: ubiquitin-protein transferase activity. NCBI's taxonomy places the organism in Eukaryota, Viridiplantae, Streptophyta, Magnoliopsida, Cornales, Cornaceae. Gene Ontology annotation, biological process: regulation of programmed cell death. The record is from RefSeq and is a predicted model, not a curated record. The coding region runs from base 127 to 1137 and encodes 336 amino acids. The transcript is spliced from 3 exons.